UGCCAUGUGACGGGCUCGACGAAAGCCUCCCGUUUCUCUUCCGGCUUUUUUCGCUUCCUGUUUGGGGACUCUUCCGCUCCAGGCUACUUCCGGUCACGGGGUGAAAAGUCAGUCGGAGGUUGAUGAAGGAAGAUGACGGCAAGAAGGGUCCGCGGGAUGCCGGCGGGGAAAACAGCUGCUGUGGCCGCCACUUCGGAAGAAGAAGAAGAAAGCGACGAUGCCCCAGAGGAGGUGACCUUUGAAAGCGCGCGAGUCGCGGCCGAGGAUGCGCGACGGUUGGCUGGGGAGCGCGCGCGCAGAGAAAAAGCUAUCUUGAAAGAAAAGAGACGACACAGAGAAGAACUAUUUAAGGAACAAAAGAAAAGAAAGUUGCUUCCUGAAAAUGUGUUAGAAGAGUUGGCAUCAUCAACAAAGAAUAGUUAUUAUUUCCUUAGUGAAAACAAGCCAUCUGACACACCAGAGCAAGAUCAAGAUGUUCAGUCUGAAAGUGAAAAUGAGAGAGCAGAACAUACAGUGGAAGACAGUGAAGAGGAAAUAUUGGGAACCAAACUCCAGGAAAGCUAUCGGGCUGUGCGGUUAAAAGAUCAGGACUUAAACAGGCAGCAGCAAGCAGCAAAAGAGUUUGUACAAAGGCACCUCUAUGGAGCAGGCAGCAACCGAACAACUGCAAAUGAGUUUUUUUCUGUUGGAAACAAGAAGCGAGCAGUUAAAAAAGCUGCAUUCCAGUUUGUGAAUAGUUCUUGGGGUAAAAUGAAAAAACAAAAAGCAAGACAGUUUACAAAGUGGUAGAUCUCUUCAAAAAAGGCAACCACCUGAAGAGUAACUUGGCUACAUUUUGACCAGUGCCAGAAAACUGACCAAGAUAAAACGGCUUCUAACUUUACAUUGCACAAAUCUGUAUUCAAGUUCCCCCCCCACCCCUUCAGAAAUAAAGAAUUGUUACAUUGA
This is a messenger RNA of Hemicordylus capensis (graceful crag lizard), 948 nucleotides long. RefSeq names its product nucleolar protein 7 (gene NOL7). The coding region runs from base 133 to 789 and encodes 218 amino acids. Gene Ontology annotation, molecular function: RNA binding. Lineage: Eukaryota; Metazoa; Chordata; Lepidosauria; Squamata; Cordylidae. The transcript has 8 exons. Gene Ontology annotation, cellular component: nucleus. The record is from RefSeq and is a predicted model, not a curated record.